UUGUCGAUGACGCAGCAGCCACUCGCGCGCUUUUUGAUGACGAAAAAGGCUUGGACUCCAUUGUCUCCCCCUCCCGCUGGAAGUCGUUAUGAGGAUUCUUCUUUUCUUUACCAAGUCUUGGGCAAAUACAGUAUUAAGUGUGUCCACUAAAAAAUUGGCAACAAGGCAGCAACUUCAUUUUACUUCAGCACUACCUCAAUAUUUUUCCAGCCAUUGCAUUUCCAAAGGUUUUGUUACUGAACUGGACACGAUGUCAGCAUAUAACCCUGAAGAGGACGUCAAUCUUUACACUCCUCCCACAACAGUGCGUGGAAUUACUGAGCUGAACAGAGAUUUAUUUCGAAAGAAUGUAGCUCUUCCAGCUCUGAAGGUGAAAAAGGACAUAGUGAACAAAAUUAUGAAAAUUUUGAAAAAUUCAGCACUGAAAAGACCUGGGCUAAAGCGUGUGAUUGAAGACUCUAAAGAUGAAACGUAUAGGUUUAUUUUAUUGGACCCGUGUAAAAUAUCAUGCACAGACUCUUUUGAGGCUUCCAAGAAGGCUGUUCUAAAAGAAUAUAAUGUUGACCUUCAGAUUCACAUGUAUCAUUUAGAAAUGACUUAUGAACAUUUUAAACCUGAAGAGAUUCUAAAGGCAGUUUUGCCUGAAGGGCAGGAUGUAACCUCUGGAUUUAGUAGAGUGGGCCAUAUUGUUCACAUGAACCUCCGCGACCAUCAGCUUCCGUACAAGUAUUUGAUCGGCCAAGUUAUAAUGGAUAAGAAUCCUGGAGUAACUCUGGUGGUUAAUAAAACCAAUAUUAUUGACAACACUUACCGUAAUUUUCAGAUGGAAGCACUAGCUGGGGAAGACAAUAUGAUAACUAAGGUCAAAGAGAACAACAUAACAUAUGAAUUUGAUUUUUCCAAAGUCUAUUGGAAUCCUCGGCUCAGUACAGAACACAGUCGAAUAGUUGGCCUCCUGAACUCUGGAGAUCUAGUGUAUGAUGUGUUUGCUGGUGUAGGACCUUUUGCUGUUCCAGCAGCAAAGAAAAACUGCAGAGUCAUGGCAAAUGAUUUGAACCCAGAGUCAUACAAGUGGCUAGUCCACAACUGCAAGCUGAAUAAAGUUGAUAAUAAAGUACAGUCAUUCAACAUGGAUGGCAGGAACUUUUUGUUGGGUCCAGUUAAAGAGGAUUUUAUAAAACAAGUCGAAAUACUUUCAUCAAAAGAGAACAAAACCUCUAUUCAUAUAAUUAUGAAUCUGCCUGGUUUGGCUAUUGAAUUCUUGGAUGUCUUCAGACAACUCUUUGAGAAACAAAACUUAGUUAACGUUUUACCCACAGUCCACUGCUAUAGUUUUUCCAAGUCUAAUGAACCUGCCAAAGAUAUUCAGAGAAGAGCGGAGGAUUUCCUCAGAACAUCCUUAGAGGGACGGUGCUCUAUCCAUUUCGUUCGGAAUGUGGCUCCAAACAAGGAAAUGUUGUGUAUAAGUUUUAAAGUUCCUGCUGAGUUGCUGUACAAAAAUUACUUUGCAGAAAGAGACAAUACUGAAGAACCAGCUCCAAAACGUCUACGGCCAGAUGAGGUUACUGCCUCAGAAGGACCACAGUGACUUGUGAUAAAUGAGCAACAUCAUUUUGGCAGUUAAGAAACUGAAUACAGUGCAACUUAAUUACCAGUCAGUAAAAAGAAUCUCAGAAUGUUUGCAUCAUUUCCUGCACUCCAUACUCCUGGUCAGGAUUUGCUUCUAUAAACGGCUAGUGAUUUGUUAUAAUGGAUAAUGAAGACCUCUCAAGGGUUCACUUUUUUCAUGCUCACCAGGAUAGUUUUUCCACUGUGCAUAUUGAAUUCUAUCAUGUUAAUAAGUGACCAAUUCUGCCUUCAACAACAUCAUAAGAACUGCAAAAAUGUAUAUUUUUAAAAAUGUUUGUACAUUAAUCAUUUUAUUUUUCGGAAUUGAAAUAGUUUGAAUUAUGUUUUGCACAGCAGAAAACAUUUCAUUAGGUUUGAGAAUAGAUGGCUUCAAACCAACUGCAGUAAAUUAAAUUGUACUUGUCAUGAAUAUACUUUCUUCAGCUCUGGUGUCUUUUGUUAGGCAUUCAUUUUCCAGGAGAAAUGAAGCAAUUUUUAUUUUGUUUCAAAACUAUAACAAAUUAAGUGUUUUUAUUUAUUGAUUUCAACCCAUUAAGUAAAAUGUUCUGAAAUUGUGCAGAAUGGAAUGCUAGAUGUCAAAUGUACAUUUGACUCAUUACGAUUACACCGUAGUAAAUCUACUCGGGUAUAAUAAUGACAUUGGUACGGAUUUUUUUAUAUUAAAGAUAAUGGAAGCCAGUCAGAUGGUUGUUUAGUAUCAUAGGAGUUAAAGAAAUAGGAGAAGGUAAAAUGCUUUGAAGUUGUACAAUGCAGUCACAAAUCUAGUUUGCUGGGCUCUUUGAAAUAAAGUGUCCUUAUAUUUCUUGUCAUGAAAUAAUACAUAUUUUUAAUAAAAAUCUGAUUGAACGUAAGUAGAAAGUAGUCUUGUGAAUAGGCUGUAGCUAAUUAGACAGGUUUGAUUUAUUUUUAAUGCAGAAUUAUUUGCUAAUUAAUGUAAACAGUAUUGAUGGUCAGGAAUGGAACAUAUUUUUGCUUUUACAGCAAGAUAAUGUCAAUGCCAGAAAGCUGAAAUACAAACAGAGUAUGCUGGUAGUACUCAGCAAUCUAGCAUCAUCUGUAUGUAGAGAAAGAGUUAACGCUUCAGGGCUGUGACCUGUUUUCAUAUAUUUCUGUUUUUGGUUUCUAGGGUCAGUAUCAAGCAACAUAAUGAGAAAUAUCUUGAUUAGCUCCACAAGUAUUUUCUUCUGUAUUGCCUGAAAAUUGUUAAGGAAAUCUCUCUGAACUCCAAUGCAGGCAGUAUGUGACAUUUUAUUAUACAUUACAGACACUUGUGAGAGCGUCAUUCUUGUUUCCUGUCUGUCUUCAAAUGUCACUGUAAGCAACUGUUAUGUUAUGAAUGAUACAUUUAGCGGGAUUUUAGGGAUUUUUCACUUAAAAGGUUGUAUUUCUGUACUACACUUCAAAGAGAAAUAAUUUUGAAAGAAACCUUUCAUGAUCCAAGAUAAUAAAAUGUGAGGCUGGAUGAACACAGCAGGCCCAGCAGCAUCUCUGGAGUACAAAAGCUGACGUUUCGGGCCUAGACCCUUCAUCAGAGAGCCAGGAUUGCUGCAGACUUACUAACAACCUCAUCCAGUUUUUAACUCAAUAAUAAUUCUUAAUUGACUCUUAUGUAAAUUAAAUUGUGGCAGACAUAAGAUGAUUUACCCUUAAAACAUUGCACAGACUUCAAAUGUCUUAAACAUGUGGAUCUUAAAGAACAGUGCAUCCUCUGGUCUAGGUAGCAUAUCACAGUGGCAUGGAGGAAAGUCAGAAGAGUGGCAGCAUUCACAUUAUGGUUAUCAACCCUGUUGAUAAUGUGGGAACCUUCCUGAAUUGUUGAUCUGUUACAAGCCAGGAGAAAAACACUUUGUAUUUGUGGUUCUACUUCAGUUAUUUCCAAGUGACAGCUUUCUGAAAAAUGCUGUGUAAAAGGGCAAAAUAUUCAAGUUGUCUGCCAGUAAAAUUAGAAUGCCUGCUCUGGACUCUCUUACUUAAUACAUUUCUGACUACUCAAUAAAAAUAGUAUCAGUACUUUA
Messenger RNA from Stegostoma tigrinum, 3644 nucleotides. It is a transcript of the gene trmt5, whose product is annotated as tRNA methyltransferase 5. Gene Ontology annotation, cellular component: mitochondrial matrix; cytoplasm. Lineage: Eukaryota; Metazoa; Chordata; Chondrichthyes; Orectolobiformes; Stegostomatidae. The record is from RefSeq and is a predicted model, not a curated record. The transcript has 5 exons. Gene Ontology annotation, biological process: mitochondrial tRNA methylation; tRNA N1-guanine methylation. Bases 89 to 1588 code for a protein of 499 amino acids.